AGCUGCAGCGCGAGUACCAGGAAAUUAGCAGAGUAGGUAGGGCGCCUGCCUGCUGUCCCGUCUGCCCGCGCUGUGAACGCCCCGCGGUGGCAGCGCGACACGCCCGCUGGGGACAGGUUUGUGGCUGGAUUCCUACUCGGAUUCACUAUUCCAGACCAAAAUUGAAAAAAUGGUUGACCUCACUGAACUUAUGGAAAAUGAAGUAUUCAUGGCCUUUGCUUCCUAUACAACGAUUAUUCUUUCAAAAAUGAUGUUUAUGAGUACUGCAACUGCAUUCUUUAGAUUGACAAGAAAGGUUUUUGCCAACCCAGAAGACUGUGUAGGCUUUGGCAAAGGAGAAAAUGCCAAGAAAUAUCUUCGGACAGAUGACAAAGUGGAACGUGUACGAAGGAUUUAUCAUCACAAACUUCCCUCUUCAAACUGCUUUUGCUUUUCCCAUAAGUUUUGGUGUUUUCUGUUUUAUCUUCAUUUGUCUCAAGAUAUUUUUUUUAUUUCUCUUGAUUUCUUCUUUAACCCUUUGGUUGUUUAGUAGUAUGUUGUUUAAUCUCCACAUAUUUGUGAAUUUUCCAGUUUUUUUUUCUUGUAAUUGAUUUCUAGUUUAGUACAGUUAUGAUUGGAAUUGAUGAUAUGAUUUCAUACUUCUUAAAUUUAUUAAGUCUUGUUUUUUGGCCUAACAUAUGAUCUGUCCUGGAGAAAGUUCUAUGUGUAUUUGAGAUGAAUGUGUAUUCUGUUGUUGUUGGGUGGCACGUUUAAAAAAAUGUCUUUGGGUUCAUCUGAGCUUAUGUAUAGAAUUUAACUCCAAUGUUUUCAUAUUGAUUUUAUGUCUGGAUAAUCUGUCCAUUGUUAUUUUUUAAAUUUUAUUUAUUUUGGGGGGGCAGAGAGAGAGAGAGACAGAAUCUUAAGCUGAUAGUGAGGAGCCUGACACAGAGCUCAAACCCACAAACUGUGAGAUCAUGACCUGAGCCAAUAAUCAAGAGUCGAAUGCUUAAUUGACUGAGCCACCCAGGUGUCCCUGGAUGAUCUAUCCAUUGUUGAAAGUAGGGUAUUAAAAUCCCCUACUAUUAUUACUAUAUUGUCAUUUCUCCCUUUUGGUCUGUUAAUAUUUGCUUUAUAUAUUUAGAUGCUUCUAUGAUAGGUGUAUAAAUAUUUACUAAUGUUAUAUCCUCUGGAUGAAUUGACCUCUUUCAUCAUUAUAUAAUGGCUUUCUUUAUCUCUUAUAAUCUUUAGCUUGAAGCCUGUUUUGUCUGAUAUAAGUGUAGCUAUUCCUGCUUUCUUUUGUGUUCCAUUUCCAUGGAAUAUCUUUUUCCAUCCCUUCACUUUCAGUCUAUGUGUCCUUAAAGCAGAAAUGAGUCUCUUGUAGGCAGCAUCUAGUUUUAUCUUGUUGUUUUUUUUUUAUCCAUUCAUUCUGUAUCUUUUGUUAUAGUUACUUAUACUACUUUCGUCUCUUAGUCUUUUCUUUUUUAAUUUUUUUUUAGUGUUUAAUUUUGAAAGAGAGAGAGAGAGAGAGAGAGACAGAGCAUGAGCAGGGGAGGGGAAGAGGGAGAGGGAGACACAGAAUCCGAAGCAGGGUCCAGGCUCUGAGCUGUCAGCACAGAGCCUGAUGUGGGGCUCAAACCUACAGACCAUGAGAUAAUGACCUGAGCUGAAGUCGGUCACUUAACCGACUGAGCCACCCAGGUGACUGUCUUCUAGUCUUUAUACUAGAGUUAUGUGAUUUACCCACCAUCAUUACAUUAGUAUAUUUUGAAUUUAAUUAUAUUUGCUUUUGCUGAUGAGUUUUAUACUUUCAUACAUUUUCUUCUUACUAAUUGCUGUCCUUUUGUUUCAGCUUAAAGAACACCCUUUAAUAUUUCUAGCUGCUUUAGUGGUGAUGAACACUUUCAGCUUUUAUUUGGAAAACUCUUAUCUCUUCUUCAAUCUGAAGGACAACUUUGUCAGGUAUAGGAUUCCUGAUGGCAGGUUUUUUAUUGUUGUUGUUGUUAUUUUUUUUCUUUUAAAACAGUAGAAUAUAUCAUCCACUCCCUUCUGCCUUGUAGUUUCUGGUAAAAAAUAUUCUGAUAGUCUUAUAGGGUUCCUUUGUAUAAAACAACCUGCUUUUCUCUUGCUGGUUUUGAGAGUCUCUCCUGUCUUUAACUUUUGGUAAUUUACUUAUAAUGUGUUUCAGUGUGGGUCUCUUUGGAUUCAUAUUUUUUUGUAGUUUCUGAGGUUCCUGUAUCUGGAUAUCUGUUUAUUUCUCCAGGUUAGGGAAGGUGUUAACCAUUAUUUUUUGGGCUAAGCUUUCUGCCCCCUUUUCACCCUCUUCUACUUCUGGGACCUCCAUAAUACAUACAUACAUACAUACAUACAUACAUACAUAAAAUUAAUGUUUUUAAUUAUAUUCCAUAAGUUCCAUAAACUAUAUUUACUUUUUCAUUAUUUUUUUUCUUUUUGUGCCUAUAAUUGGAUGAAUUCCACUGCUAUGUCUUCAAGUUUACUGAUCCUUUAUUCUACUUGAUCUAGUCUGUUCAUGAACCACUUUAUUGAAUUUUUAAAUUCAGUUACUGUAUUCUUCUGCUCUGUGUUUUCUUUUAGGCACUUUUUAAUAUUUUCUAUUUCUGUUGUAAAUCUAGCUUUGUUCAUGCAUUUCUCUCCUGACCUUACUGAGCAUCUUAUGAUCAUUAUUUUGAACUCUGUAUUAAGUAAAUCUAGUUAUUUCUGUUUCAUUAAGAUCUGUUCCUGUAGAUUUAUCUUGUUCUUUGGUUUGAAACACAUUCUUCUGUUUUUUCGUCUUUCUUGGCACUGUGUUGGUUUCUGUGCAUUAGAUAAAACAACCACUUCUCUCAGUCUUGACAGAGUGGUCUCAUGUAGGAAAUUAACCUUGUCAAUUAUCCUAGCCUGAGCCCUGUUGUCUCUCAGACCUUCGUGACAGUCCAAGCUGCCAUCUUUGUUUUUACUGGCCCCCAAUAGUUCAAGGUAUGUCAAGAUUUGUCAAGUGUUCCAAAGGGAGGAUAACAGUGAACAUUUAAAUAUAAGCUAAUUGGAAGCUGGACAUUUAAGUAACAGCUGGGAAAGUAUGUAGUUAUGCCCCUUCUAAGGAGAUACUGGGGUUUGGGCAUUUUAGUCAACUCCAUCUGUGCUGGGCCUGCGUAUAGCCAUGUGGACAGAUAGCCGAAGUGACUGCUUGAGCUUGUGGAGAACUGAUUCUUUGUUUGCUAUGUUUUGUGGGAAUAAAAUCUAACUAACUAACUCAUGACUGUUAGUGCUGAUCAGGGCCAGGUGACCCAGGGACCCCUCCCUAGGACUGCAGCCAUAAAGGUUGGAGUGCAUACAUGUGUAUAAACUCCUUCCAGGGAGAUAGUGGUGACUGGGAUCAAGCUAGAGAGAGAAGGCCAGGGAGGUAUCCGCCGGCUUCCCUGGUUUCUACAAAGGAUCAAAGACUGAACCUAGAUACAAGAGUGCUGAUGCUUAGGCAGUAGAUUUCAAAGUGUGUAGUUGCAGACCUUUAAGAGAAAGACUGGGAGAUGGACAAUUUUGCCUGCUCCCUCUGUGCUGACACACAAGUCUUGUACAUCCCUUAACUUCUCUAUUUUAUUUGUUGUAAGUCUCGUGGGUCUUUGAGAUGCAAUCCUCAGUAAUUUUCAGAGCAAGAUAUUUUGGGGGUUCUGUCCUGGGGUGAGAGUCUUAAAUGUUUGGGCACUAAAUGUGAAGUCCAAACCCACUCCUCCUCAGGAAGAAGCUGGGAGUUGGAAAUUCCCUCUCAGUUGUGUGACAGUAAGCUGGGGGUAGGGUUUAUGGCAAGACUGUGUCUCAGCCUUAAAGAUGGGUAUUGUUCAAUGUCUAGGAGUCACGCAGUUGUUUUCUGGAUUUCUUUCAGAUGUAAUUACUUUGUGUGGAGCUCUACAUUUGAUGUGGCUGUGGAAGGGAGGGAGUUCAGGAGCCUCCUGUGUCACCAUCUUGGCUGUCCCUUUUUCACCCACAGAAUUUUUGUUGUUGUUGGGAUUCUAUUACUGAUCUAUUAAUUACCGUGUCCUAACACUGAAACAUCAAAGUUAUAUAUCAAUUUCUCA
Messenger RNA from Neofelis nebulosa (Clouded leopard), 4046 nucleotides. It is a transcript of the gene MGST1, whose product is annotated as microsomal glutathione S-transferase 1. The record is from RefSeq and is a predicted model, not a curated record. Lineage: Eukaryota; Metazoa; Chordata; Mammalia; Carnivora; Felidae. The transcript is spliced from 4 exons. The coding region runs from base 170 to 529 and encodes 119 amino acids. Gene Ontology annotation, molecular function: glutathione transferase activity. Gene Ontology annotation, cellular component: membrane; mitochondrion.